GUGAUAUGCAGGUGCAGCUGUAUGACCUUUGUACCAGUGGUCACCUGAGCACCAUGCGAGGCCACGCCCAGCCGGUCACGUCUCUCAACAUCCACAGUUCUCCUCCGAACACUCUGGUGACUGGGGCAGCCGACAGACGGGUGAGGGUGUUUGACACUCGGAGGGGGAGCCAGCCGGCCAUGACUCUGUCGGGUCACCAGGGAGCUGUGGUCUCCACUCAGUGCGAUGACUGGAAAGUUGCCAGUGGUGGGUGAGAGGUCUCUUCUACCCACUCUGUCCUUAUCUUCCUUGCAUUUUGUCAUACUAACAACGGCAAGUGAAUGUGAACGUAUUUAGUGUGGCUGUGCUAGCACUGAGGCACUGGCACCAGGUACAAUAAUACAGUGGAGCUUCCGAUAAGGGACCCUCCGAGAUAGGG
Molecule: messenger RNA, 418 nt
Organism: Geodia barretti
Lineage: Eukaryota; Metazoa; Porifera; Demospongiae; Tetractinellida; Geodiidae
Source: the annotation of a GenBank genome assembly